CUGGUAUAUUUGAAUGCAAGCGAACCCUCUUCACAGUAUCAGCAAUGGCAUCAACAGCGGUGGCAAGCAGUCCAUGGGUACAUCAAGAGGAGAGCAAACGCCGAAGGACGGUGCGGAGGACAGUGGCACCAGGCUCUCCUAGAAGCAAAAUACUAAAACUGCCAGAGAUUCCGCGACCCAGCGAUGGGAUGGCGCUGAAUUCUGACCCCCUGGGCGGAGAUCGCAGAAGAGAUGAGGUGAAAGGAGAUUCAGUCAGAAGAAGCAAAAACCCAUUUCAUAUGCCCUCAGAUGUGGAAGUCUUUGCUAUGCGGGAAGAUGAACGAAGACAGAAACAGGAGGCGAAGGAGCAAAUGCGAAAUCUCCACAUUCAUGAAAAGAAUGUGAUCAAGCGAAAGAACUUUAAAGAGCUGCUUGCUGAAGAACCGGAUGACAUUCAGUUUUACGAGCAGCUUCGAAGAAGAGAUUCAGACAAGAUACUGACGAAUCGGCAGGCGCGAGUUGACCGCCAUUUCGGAAAGGAGAACCUGCACGACUUUAUCGCGAAGAAGAGGGAGAUGUUUCUUGUCCAGUACGCUCUUGGGGUCAAGAGAGAGGAGAUGCACAAGUUGGAGGAGAUUGCGCAGGCCGAGGAACAAAAGUUGCUUGACGAUGAGAAGGCACUGGAAGAGGAUGCCGCCAAGUUUGAUGCAUUUUUAAAGGAGAAUGACAAAAACUCUGUGGAGGCAAUAAAAAGAGCGGAGCAGGAAACCAAGGCAAAGCUCGAAAAGAUACAGGAGAUAAAGAAGCUUAAUGUUCAGAUUAUGAGUAUCCGUAGCGACAUGUCCAAGAAUGAAGACCAACUGAAGGAUUUGCAACGAUACAGAGAAUUUUUGGACAAGCUCACCCCCAAAGAAUUUUUCGAAGAACAGGUCAAGCUGAAGGGAAAGGACUCAAAAUAUGAGCCAAAGCGGAAGGCAUCUUCGGAUGGUGGUAGCAGUGUAGCGUCAGCACGUGCAAGCACCUACAAGAAUCGUCGCUCAGGAAAGCGAGGAACCGUUCGAACAGCAAAAAGUGGCGCACGAGGUCCCGGCCGUGGGGACGGGAGUGUAUCGAAUGCCGCUGAAGACAGAGAUGGAGAUGUGGAUGACAACGCAGAAGCCGAUGAAGAUGAACAUGGAGGCAACGAAUAUGGAAACGAGGAUGAGGAACCUUUGCUAUAUUUCAAGACACCCCAGCAGCUACUGGACAUUUUCGCCGAGCUGGAGGAGAACAACUUGGCGUUAAUACAAAAUUGUCAGGAAACGGAAGAAACCCUUGAAGAGCUUAAACAGAAGAUUGUGGAUACAGAAGCGAGAAUGGAGCACGAAACUCAGAGUCUCAAACAGCAAAUAGACUUCCUCAAUGCGGCCAUCGCGCGGGAGGAUGAGAAGGCUAAGAUGUUAGAAGAGCGUGCAAAGAUGUUCUCCACAGGCAAUCUUGGUGGAGAAUCUCAAGAGAAAUUAUUGGAGGAACUCAAUCACAAAGUGAAAGAGGUGUACCGACGCUGUAUCGGUGACAACGAAGCGAGCCUAAGUACACUUUCCAUGCUAACCAGCAUUGAAAACCGGUUGGAACAACUGUUUGAAACCAUUGAGAUGAUGCCACCAGACAAGGUUGAGCAAGCAGAAAAGAUGAAAGACAAGGAGAGGCGUCAGCGGUUGCGCGAGGAGAAAAUGGAAGCUCAGAGAGCUUUGCAAGAAGAGAGAGUGCAACGGGCUCUGGAGAGAGCCAGGGCACCUGUUAAGAAAAAGACGGGCAAACCAAUCGCUUUCCGUUCGGCACCGCCGCAAAAGAAGAAGCGGAAGGAAGAAGAUAACAAGCAGAAGGAAGAAGAGGAUCUCGAAUACUAUGGACUGUUAACAUUGCCUUGAUUACAUUGUCAAAGAGAUCAAAUUUAUUGUUUUGCAUCUGUAGCUGUUGAUUUGUCGUGUGCAUUGAAAGGGCAAAUCAGUCUUUUGUUAUAAAGCAUUAGGCAAGAGUUUGAGUAUAAACUCCUCUAAUGCAGGUCCUGGUAGUAGUAGCAAAUGUUGAGUUUGGAAGCGUUGAAUACUUUAGCUGGCAACCAGCAACGCAAUGCUGAACACUUGCCCUUGCUACGGAUUGUAACUGAUCGGAUAUUUCAAUACCGAGCGUUAGACGACACUCUCCUUUCGCAAUCCCAAGGCAUGUGCGCUGUGUAUGCCAUCUAAAACAUAUCAAGCAAUCCUUAAUCG
This is a messenger RNA of Spizellomyces punctatus DAOM BR117, 2231 nucleotides long. RefSeq lists its product as uncharacterized. Bases 45 to 1889 code for a protein of 614 amino acids. The transcript is spliced from 14 exons. NCBI's taxonomy places the organism in Eukaryota, Fungi, Chytridiomycota, Chytridiomycetes, Spizellomycetales, Spizellomycetaceae. The record is from RefSeq and is a predicted model, not a curated record.